Anoplopoma fimbria (sablefish) is the source of this 1713-nucleotide messenger RNA. RefSeq names its product finTRIM family, member 84 (gene ftr84). Bases 1 to 1713 code for a protein of 570 amino acids. The transcript is spliced from 7 exons. The record is from RefSeq and is a predicted model, not a curated record. Gene Ontology annotation, molecular function: zinc ion binding; protein binding. NCBI's taxonomy places the organism in Eukaryota, Metazoa, Chordata, Actinopteri, Perciformes, Anoplopomatidae.
AUGGCUGAGUCCAGUUUCCCUUCACCUCCAGAGGAUUACUGUCCACUGUGUGUGGAUACGCUCAGAGACCCGGUCACCAUCCCCUGUGGUGACACCUACUGCCUGGAGUGCAUCAAGAUCUACUGGGACCAGUUUGACCACAUGGGUGUGUACAGCUGCCCGCAGUGCCGCUCCACCUUCACACCAAGGCCCGUGCUGAGACGCAAUCUGCCCGACGUACACCGCGAGCCCCGGCGCCAGCUCCCGGAGCUCACCCCUUUCCCAUACAUGCACCAGGAGUCCUUCUGCGACUUCUGCGUCGGCCGUCGCAACAAGGCCGUGAAGUCGUGCCUCAUGUGUCUGGCCUACUACUGCGAGGAGCACGUCAAGCCGCAUUACGAGUCAUCCACCUUCAAGAGACACAAGCUGGUGGAUGAGACGGGCCACCUGGACAGGAAGAUCUGCCCCCAGCAUGAGAAAGGCCUGGAGCUGUUCUGUCGCUCUGACCAGAUGUGUAUCUGUGUGCUGUGCACUGUCAGAGAGCACCGCGGCCACAACAUCACCUCAGCGGAGGAAGAGCGCACGGAUAAACAAAAAGUCCUGGUAAUCACCCAGACUGAGGUCCAGCACAUCAUUCAGGAGAGGAUGAAGGAGCUGCACGAGCUCAAACACAAUGUGGAAGUUCUUAAAAGCGGUGCCCAGCGAGCACAGUCAGAAAGUGAUAAGACCUUCCACGAAAUGCUGCAGGCGGUUGAACGCUGGAAGGCUGAAAUCCAUCAGAUGAUAACGGCCAACAUGCAGUCGGCGAUGUCGCAGGCUGAGGGCUACGUGGAACGUCUGGAGCAGGAGAUACUGGAGCUACAGCGCAGAGAUGCAGAGCUACGGCAGAUCCUCGAAACAGAGGACAACAUUCACUUUCUGCAGAAUUUUCCGACCCUGUGCGUUGCUCCUGAGGCCAUGGUGCCCAAAGUGCUCAUCAACCCUCAGUUCUCCUUUGGAGAGAUGAGCAAGACGGCCACAGAGAUGAAGGCACAUCUGGACGAUAUCUGUAAGAAGGAAUUGAGCAAAAUCUCAAAGACAGUUAAUGAAACCCCCGUGUACAUACUUUUGCCGAGAAAUGGAGACAAACGACUCAAAGUUCCUUCCAGAGUUAACUUCGAGGAGCCAAAAACCAGGACAGACUUCUUAAGAUACUUCUGCAAGAUGUCCUUGGAUCCAAACACAGUUUAUAAAGAGCUGGUCCUGUCUGACGGGAACCAGAGGGUCACGCGGAAAAAGGCCGUCCAUUUACCCCCAGAUCACCCAGAACGCUUUGAUGGCUUCUCCCAGGUGCUGUGCAAAGAGCCUCUGUCUGGUUUCAGAUUUUACUGGGAGGCAGAGUGGAGCGGGGAGUUUUCCAUUGGGGUGGCCUACAAGAGCAUCAGUCGCAAAGGGAAGAACUCGCACAGCCUCCUGGGCUACAACGACAAGUCUUGGAGUCUCCUCUGCUCAGACUCGGGCUACUCCGCCUGGCACAACAAAGUAGACAGAGACCUUCCUGAAGCUCCCAGGGCCACACGAAUCGGCGUGUACCUUGAUUAUAAAGGCAAGACAUUGGCCUAUUACGCAAUAUCAGAGACUAUGGAGCUCAUCCACAGAUUUAAAGCUCAGUUCAGUGAGCCUUUGUAUGCUGGCUUUGGUGUGGGCUCCUCUGUUACCCUCUGCCAGCUGAAGCAGAAUGCCACGCCUUACUAA